UGCUCAUUUUGUUCCGCGGCCUUGACGGUGGGCAGUGAUGUGUGCUUGAUUCCAGAGGAUGCCAUGGGCCGAGUUUCUGCAGCUUGUCAGCUGCAUAGGACUCUUACGAGCCUUGGAGAGAGACCCGAGGGGUGGAAAUCUGUCAGUGCCUCUUUGCUUGCAGCUGGAAACACCUGGGGGUUAAGUGGUGCUUCAGGGACAACUGUACCAAAGGUGCUCUAGAAGGCUGUCCAAGAGCUUCUGAGCGUAGGUUGCCUGGCACACAUAAGUCAUGCAUAUUUAUUUGCCAGAAGAGCUGCUCGGCUAAAAGGCCAGCAGUGUUAACUGAUAUCUGCAGCAACCAAGACAUUUGUGUGUGUCCCGUGGUGGGCGGUGCCUGAUGGUGUCCGAGAACAAGCCAGAGGGAGCUGAGGGGCUCUGGAUGACUGCUUGAGGGAUCUGGGCCGCAUGUGGUAUUUUCUUCCGCCACGUGCAGUGAGCCAGACCCAGGGAGGCUCUAGAGGUGAAUAGGCGGCAGCCUGGUGUUCCCAGCAGCAGUGUGGGAGUUUGAGCGUGGGUUAGUGUACAGGACAGCAGGCCUGAUGGUGGCAGAUGGGCUACAUGUGCCUGAAAGGGAAAAAGGCUCUUGGCUCCAGAGUUAGCAGGGCUCCUUGAGAGAGCUUUAAGUAGCAUUGGAAGUGGAAAAGGGAGUAAACCAGGCUGACGGAGGAGAUGCGUGAGCACUGCACAGCCAUGUUUGCGUGACAGUGGUGGAUGGAAGCAGUGCUGCCAUCAAAGGUCAUGAAACUGUAGCAGAAGUCAUGGGAAAAGCAGGGUUUUGCCACAAUUCUUUCAGACAAAAAUACUACCAAAGAAACACUCUUGACUUUGGGCUUUUUACAGCAGCCUUCAUCCAGGUCUUCUUAUAGGGAAUUUCUGAGGAAUAAGACAUGAGUGCCUCUGCAUUCCCAUGCACAACGCUGCCUCCAAAAUACUCCAGCCCUUCUCCAUUUGGCUCCUUCCAUUCCUGUGCAGAAUAAGGAAAUUCAAUAGAGGGGAGGUGCAGGAAUUCACAGGCAACGUGGGCGUACGUUGGGGCCUUCACAGCCAUCAUUUUUUUAUGAGGUCACAGAGCUCUGUUUGAUGUCAGGUUCCAGAGCCCCACUGUGCUCUUCAGUGCUCGCUCUGGGCAACACUGCAGCAGCAGCAGCAGCAGCAGCAGCAGCAGCAGCAGCAGCAGCAGCAGCAGCAGAGUGUUGCUAGCAGGGGGGAUGAUGGUCCUGAGCCGCUACCUCCUGCUGCUCUUUCUCGUGGCCCUGCCAGCCCAGAAUGCCCAGAGUGCUCCAUCAGCUGGGCAGGGAGCAGUUGUGGAGACAGAGAGUGCUCUUUCAGGCCCUGAGCGAGGGGCAGAUACCGUGCUGACUCCGAGCUGGUACCUCAAGCGUGAGUAGUCAGUCUGUCCUGCCUUCACAAAAAGGAGCGCCCCUUUUCCCUAUUUUAUUCACGAGAAAAAUACCGUCAUAGGUUAACGUGCUUUUGUAAAUCUAACAGUAGGGAUGAACGAUGACAAGGUUCCUGAAGAGUUCCCUGAAGGAUUGCCGGAUGUUCCAGAGGAGCUCCUGGCAGCCUUGCAUGAAGCCCCAUCUGAGACAGAUUCUGAGACUGUGCCGGAGACCUUAGCCGUGGAAGAAAGUGACAGUGUGCCAGGCUCACAUGAAAAAAGAGAAGCAAUAGAGGACACCAGCACACUUGCUGAGCCUGAGCAAUAUUCAGGGUCAUCCGGUGGGCAAAAAGCCCAGACUGCUGGACACCGUGACCCCGGCAAGUACUACAUCCUAGUAGGGACAGUAGCAGCCUCAGCUUUGCUUCUGCUUGGGGCAGUGUCUGUGUAUCUAGUCAUGCAUCAGCUGCUGAAGAGAGAGAGGAGGAGCCAGGAGGACAAAGAGGCAAGAGGACAGGACUGGCACUCUUCCUGGGAAAGCUGUGGUCAGCCUAGAGGUGAAGCAGAGUCAGGAGAAGGAGCGGCAAGCGGCGAGAGAGCCCAAGGCAAGGGCUUCAGGGACAGCUGCCGCCUGUUUCCUGAGCUCUUUGCAGCAGAGCUCGCCCAGCUCUACAAGAACAUGGGCGCAGACCCGUCACCUCUGCCAACGUGCUCCUACUGUGCUCUGGCUGACAACGCCUCUUCACGGGACCACUGGAUUUCCCUGGAGUCACCUCAGCCCACAGCAUCCUCUUGCCCCUCCUACCAACACCAGCAGGACUAUUAUCUGUUAGAGGAGGAUGAUUAGUGAUAGUGAGAGAUGAUUAGUGAUAGUGAUAGUGAUAGUGAUAGUGAUAAAUAGUGAUAGUGCUAGUGAUUCUUUUAGGGAUAGUGGUAGGGAUACCUGAUAUUAGAGGGUGGUGGUUGUUUUAAUGAUAGCGUUAGUUAAUAUUAGAGGAUAGUGAUUGUUUUAAUGAUAGCGUUACUUGAUAUUAGAGGAGGGUAAUUGUAUUAGUGAUAGUGAUAGUGAUACAUAGUGAUAGUGAUAAUGAUAAAUAGUGAUAGUGGUAGUGAUUCUUUUAGGGAUAGUGGUAGGGAUACUUGAUAUUAGAGGGUGGUGGUUGUUUUAAUGAUAGUGAUAGUUAAUAGUAGCGGAUAGUGAUUGUUUUAAUAAUAGCGUUAUUUGAUAUUAGAGGACAGCGAUUGUAUUAGCGAUAGUGAUAGUUAAUAUUAGAGGAUGGUGAUUGUUUUAGUGAUAGUGGUACAUUUAGUGAUAGUGAUACUUGGUAUUAGCAGAUAAUGAUUGUUUUCUUGAUAUUGAUAAAUAAAAAUGUUUCCAAAAGCAGUAAA
Molecule: messenger RNA, 2809 nt
Organism: Passer domesticus (house sparrow)
Lineage: Eukaryota; Metazoa; Chordata; Aves; Passeriformes; Passeridae
Exons: 5
Coding region: 1536-2267 (243 amino acids)
Source: RefSeq, a predicted model, not a curated record